Molecule: messenger RNA, 1609 nt
Organism: Octopus bimaculoides (California two-spot octopus)
Lineage: Eukaryota; Metazoa; Mollusca; Cephalopoda; Octopoda; Octopodidae
Product: tryptophan 5-hydroxylase 1
Biological process (GO): aromatic amino acid metabolic process
Cellular component (GO): neuron projection
Molecular function (GO): iron ion binding; tryptophan 5-monooxygenase activity
Source: RefSeq, a predicted model, not a curated record
CGCUCUCCCUCUCUUUCUCUUGCUUCCUCUCCCUUUGUCACUCUCACUUUCUCAUUAUUAUCAGUACAGCCUAUCUCUCCCACUUUAAUUUCAUCUUUUGUUUUUUUUCUCCUUUUAUGUUGUUUAUCUCAUCCUCCUUUUCUAUAUUUUCUUAUUUUAUUUCCGUCCUUCACAAGAGUCAACUUCUAUUUUUUUCUACUUUUUAAAUACUUUUGGCACCUACAACUUUACCUUACAUGAACGGAGAACAGGCACUAGCAAGGAUCCUACGAACACUUAACAUUUUCUCAUACACAGAGAAAUAGACUAUUGGUACACAGCUAUAUAUUCAUACACCCAUGAUAAGUACUACACAACCUUGUUUUCAAGUUUUGUAUUUGUGACCUUUGUAAGUAUAUAUGUAUAUGUAUAUUUGAGUGAGAGUGUAUGUAUCUGUGUAUGUUAUGUGUGCUUAUACGUAUACGUAUGAAAGAUUGAAUGAGUGGAAGUAUGUUUGUAUAUAUGCAUUUCUGUUCGUGUAAAUGUGUGAAACAUCUUUAGUCGUACACGUAAAGUGAUUUCAGUGCAUCAAUUUACAUAUCAGAAUAACAUUACAGAUACACAGACACACAUAUUAAUCUAUAUACAUACGUACAUACAUACAUACAUACAUACACAUAUAUAAAUACAUACAUAACCAUACACAUAUAUUUGCAUUUUGCAUUACAGAUUAAACUAAGCUAUAUGCAAUUAUAUAUUUAUAAAUAAAUACACAAAGAAAGAGCAAGAUGAACUCGUAAACACUACGUAAAUGUAAAAAACACUGAUAAAGGUAUCGGAACAUCUCCACGGAUAUAUAAGUUCGAAAAUUUUUUACUCGGUUUUAAAUUUGAUGUCAGCUACAGUUACUACAACGAUAAUUACAACGACUUGAAACGAGCACAAAGGCCAGAACAAGGGCACGAACGACGACAACAACGACCUGAAGUAAACUUGAAAACAUCUGAGCUUGAACCAUAAACUCCACCCACGACCUCAACCUAUAGAACUUUUUAAAAGUACAAAGAUAUUCCAAAAUGGAUGCCCGUUCAAUUAGCUUCGAAAGAGCAGAGGUGAUGAGGAGACAACAAUCAACGGAUUUUGACGAUCACAUUGCCGUUGUACCAGAGGAAACAGAAAAUGGAAGAGGUUGUUCAAGUCGUGAAAAAGUGGGUUCCAUAUUGUUGUCACUGAAGAAUCAAGUUGGCUGUUUGUCAAGUGCUUUAAAAGUAUUUCAGGACAACAAAGUCAACGUCACACACAUCGAAUCGCGCAGGUCGCAGAUGGAAGACAGUGAAUAUGACAUUUUCAUCAAUGUAGAGUCCAGUAAACUGGCUAUAGAAGACCUUCUCGAAAAACUUCAGCUCCAAAUUCCUGAUGAUGUAGGAAAUGUGAAGGCAUUUCCCACCUGUCCUGAAGAACCAGAUGGUAUAUAUUUAAUUUGUAAUUCAAAGUUAUCUUCGAGCAAAUUUUUGUUUUAGGAACGCGGUGAGUGCCAUGAGUUGGAACUAAGUUUAUUGUGACCUAGUUUCGAUACUCUAUUGGAAAAGUUUCACUCUACAUACGUCAAUAAUACUCUUUCAAAAUUCAA